AUGCUAGCUGCUAUCCAUCAUCGCAUUUGUCAAUCAUUUAAUAUUUUACAAGCAACUAUUGUACGUCUUGGGUUUUGUGCACAUAAUUUAAUAGCAACUUACUUUCUUUAUGAUGAUAUUAAAGAUUAUUGGUGUUUCCUUAAUUUAUGUGGAACAAUAUUUUUACUUAUUGAACUUGUUGUUACAAUUAUUGAACGACAAGGUCUUGAACCAAAAUGGUUUUCACCUUCAUUUCUAAUUUUUAUUCUUACAUCAAUUCCAAGUUUAUGGUUACUUGAAAUGCGUCGUGUAGCUCAACGACGUCUAGCUUUUAGUACAAAUAAUAACAAUACAAAUACAAUGGUUUUUGAUCAAUUUAUAUUACGUAUGGGCAAUGAUGAAUUUGAUCCAAGUCAAACUUUACCACAUAAUAUUCUCAUGAAAACGCUUCGUAUAAAUGUAAAUUUGGAUACAAAAAUUAUGGGUCUUGAAUUAUCACUUCUUCUUUUAAUUAUUGUUGGUCGUUGGUUAUUACCAAAAGGUGUAACAAGUCGUUCAAAUCUAUCUCAACUUCUUCUUGUUUAUAUGUCAAUUGCAUCGGAUAUUGUUGAUUUAUUAACAAUAUUUAAUGAAGAUCAAAUUCUUCGCUCACAACGAAUGUUAAUUGCUACAUUAAGUGUUUUAUCAUGGUCAUUAUUACAAUUUGCUACAAAUAUGAGAGCAGCAAAUAAAAAUACUCGUUUAGCAAAUGUAGAUAGUUUUCGUUAUGCUCUAAAAAAAAGUCGUCGUCGACGUAUGUUUUUCUUAUAUCCAAUGCAACGUUUAUUUGAAAAUGAUGCAUGGUAUUUAUAUGAAAUAAAUUUAAUGAGUUGUUCAGCUACACAAUUAGCUUUACGACUUGUUGCUGUUUUUAAAUUUGAUGUACGAAGUUAUUCAACAUUAUUUUUUACAUGUAAAAAUGGUAUUAUUUUGUUUUUACAAUUUUAUCGUCUUGUUGCUAUAUUAACAGAAAAUGAUAAAUCUGAUAUGGGACCAAUAUAUCAAACAACAUUUAAUAGUGAACAACUACAACAAAGACCACCACAAACAGUACAUAGUUAUAUGAAAACAAAAAGUGAAUUUGGUUCAAAGUUAUCUAUACAAAAAGAUAUAUCACUAACUAUGUAA
Molecule: messenger RNA, 1146 nt
Organism: Rotaria sp. Silwood1
Lineage: Eukaryota; Metazoa; Rotifera; Eurotatoria; Philodinida; Philodinidae
Source: the annotation of a GenBank genome assembly